This is a messenger RNA of Anoplopoma fimbria (sablefish), 3187 nucleotides long. RefSeq names its product armadillo repeat containing 10 (gene armc10). The record is from RefSeq and is a predicted model, not a curated record. NCBI's taxonomy places the organism in Eukaryota, Metazoa, Chordata, Actinopteri, Perciformes, Anoplopomatidae. The transcript has 6 exons. Gene Ontology annotation, cellular component: mitochondrion. Bases 272 to 1312 code for a protein of 346 amino acids.
GUCCGUCAAAUCUGGCAACACCAGCCGCCCGGAACAACGCCACAGGACGUUGUGACAGCUGCAGCUCCUCGGCUAACUCCUCCAGGUGUCACAACUAUGCGUCCUUCGACAUCAGUCUGGGUGGAUAUUAUCACGUCAGGGGUCUCGAUGGGUUUCCGUCAGCGCUAGCUAGCUGAGGAGCCGGGUUAGUUAACGGGCGAGUCACAGCGUUUCAGAGCAUCUGCAGCUAAAGGUGAGCUAACAGAGCUAAAGCAGCAGCAGCAGCAGCAGCAUGGGCGAUGGCAGCGUUGCUCCCAGGUUGGGGAACAUGAAAGCGUUGCUUGGAAUAGUUGCCGGAGCUGGAGCUUCUUACGGGUUGUACAAACUCAUCACCGGGGGGAGCUUCAAGAGAAACAAGAAAAGUGCUGCAAAUGAAAGUCCUGGUGUCAGGAGCAGUCCGCCCAGUGAAGCCACCCUUCAGCCGGGCAGCCUGCUGGCCAGAGUGUCCGGACUGGAUGUCGUCUGUCCCCGACCUGUGGAUGUUGCAUCAGGUGAAGUCAUCCACCAGUCCCCCGGCAACCUGGAUCCACAGCACUUGAAAAUGCUGCUGUCAUGUCUGCAGACCAGCAAUAAUCCACAAGACAGAUGUCGGAUACUUCUUACGUUAGGGAAUUCUGCUGCCUUUACUGUGAAUCAGAAUCUUAUACGGGAAUUUGAAGGGAUUCAUAUCAUAGCUGGUUUCCUCUCUGAUCCUACGGCAGAGGUUAGAGUGCAGACUCUGAAUUCUUUAAAUAAUCUGUGUAUGAACAUCCAAAACCAGGAACAAAUAAAGGUCUAUGUGCCACAAGUGCUGGAGCUGAUUGAGAUGUCACCAGUGAACUCUGACCUUCAGCUUGGUGCUCUCAGGCUGCUGACAAACCUUUCAGUCACAGAUAAACACCAACAUUUGCUGAAGGAAUCAAUUACACUUUUACUCUCUCUACUUGUUGUGAGCUUUGAAGCAUUACAGGUUCAGGCUUUGAAAGUCCUUGUGAAUUUGUCAUCCAAUCCAGAUAUGAUGGAUGAUAUUGUUCAAUCUCAGGCACCAGCUUCAGUUGUGCUGCUGUUUGAUGCACGAACGGCCCCUGCUGUGCUUCUAAGACUGCUGACGUUCACAGGGAACCUGAAGGCCUGGAGGCCCUCUGCACAGGUGGCUGAUGAACUGAGGCGGAAGCAGGAUUGCCUCUUCCGGGUCAUGUUGGAUGAGUCUUCCCAGCUCCACAGCCGACUGGUCCAGCUGCUUUCACACCCUGAUGUUGAGAUUCAGUCCCAGGUGGCCCGCAUCUUGACAUAGACCUCCUUCUCUGCACUCUUGAUCCAUGCACAGCUUUUGCUUUCACACAUUUUACCAAAGCUAUCACUGUUCUAGUUCAAUUAUAUAUCUGUUGACAUUGAUCUUAUGAUAGAGAAGGCUGCAUAGCCUCCUGUGGAUGGAUACUCAACUCCCACUCUCACUCAUUCUCUACAUCUACAGUAUUCCCUACAUCAGUAUUAUAACCACACAUAAGUCAAUUAUCUAUUUCCCCUCACUAGCCACUCUACCCUGAUUUUCACUUCCUUACACUACAACUAACUGAUGAGCAAUGAGUGGGCAGGAAGAAACCAUUCAUACGGUAAAGAGUAAAAACAGGCCACUUAUCCCUGUUUUUUUCUUGUCAGAGUUUUCUUCUCUUUGCCAGUGACUAUUUUCCUUCAAAGAUCCACAGUGCCCUUACUUCUGAGAAUGUCGACUGCUUCCUCUGAGGACAUGCUCCAGGUGAAAUUUCUGAACCCAAACCCACUGCCAAACAUUUUCUAGAGAAAGUGUCAGAAUGAUCUGUGUAGCACAACCUCACUUUCUACCCUUCUGUGGCUCAGAGAGACACUUAAAUGGAAAGCUGAUGAGUUGUUUGCCACGUAGCAUGCCUUGGAGACCCUAAUGAAUGGCUGCACUACAGCUCUUGGCCUAGCUUAUUUAUCAACAUGUUGGUUUUAAAGAUCAUGGUCCUAAAGAUCUUUUAUGUAUGAAUUUAAUUUGAGAUCAGUGCAUCAUGAGUUUUGAGCUAAAGGGAGGUCAACGUACAGGAUGGUUGGCCUCACAUUUUGUGACAAUGUAGAGAUGCACCGAUACUGAUAUCGGUCCGAUACUGACUCAAAUAGCUGGAUUAAGUAUCUGAUACCAUUAUUUUAUGAGAUAGCAAUUCAGUAAAUUCAUAUUUAUGUAUUUAUUUUUUACAUUUUGUUUUACAAAGUUGUAAAUUAUUGUUAAAGUCAAGCCUGAUGUUCCUUUCACAAAUAAUGAUCUCAGUCUCUUCCACACAGUGAGGCAUACAGCUUAUUAAUUAAACACAGGUAUUGGAUCGGUACUCGGUAUCAGCCGAUGCCCAGGUAUCAGUAUCGGGACUAAAAAAGUCAGAUCGGUGCAUCCCGAGAUUAGAUUUAUUGAAUCACUGCCUCCCCUGAGUUAAGAAGAGCUUGUACAAGUGGUUGGGACACCUGAUGCAACGUAAGCUGACGUUGAAGGUGAACCAACCACACGUGCCAGGGAUAAAACCCCAGGUUUGAUCCAGGAUGUACUGGUGGGGUUUCAACACUUCACACCUGUGAAUCCUCCUGGGAGGAGCUGGAGGAAGUUGCAGGGGAAAAGGAUGUCUGGACUGCUAUGAUUGUUUCAGCUACCACAAAUGUCGUGCAGAUAUGCAGCUUGAAAAUGAAUGGAGGAGGGAUUGACCUCUGACAGAGCAGUCCGCAAUAACAAUAAUUGUAUAUGAGCAUUUGUAUGCAGACAAUGAUUAUUGAAUUACAACAGAGAUUGAAUGUUAAAUACAAGCCUUGUUAUGUUUAGUUAUGCAUUUUCUAUGUGUCGGAUCCACAUGUUGUCUAACUGGAGGACUUGAGUUGUGGACCCAUCUGCCGAUUUGUUAACAUCUGAAUUGCAUGAAAGAUGUGACGAAUUUAUGACAUGAGCCAGGCCAGGUGUAAAGAAAUGCUGCAUUUUUAAGUUUGGGCACUGACUUUAUUAAACCCAAAUCCUAAAUCUCUCUCAGGCAAAAUGGUUUACCAGAACAGAUACAGCACGAAGCUGAUUUACUUGUGAUCUAGAUUAUCAUAUUUAUUUAAUGAAGUUAGUCAGCAUUUGCUUAUAAAAUGAGAAAUAUGUUUGUUGUGUCUGUUUGAAUUGUUCAAUAAA